Messenger RNA from Acromyrmex echinatior (Panamanian leafcutter ant), 1209 nucleotides. RefSeq lists its product as uncharacterized. Lineage: Eukaryota; Metazoa; Arthropoda; Insecta; Hymenoptera; Formicidae. Gene Ontology annotation, molecular function: protein binding. The record is from RefSeq and is a predicted model, not a curated record. Gene Ontology annotation, cellular component: cytoplasm.
UACAUGUCAAGCGCGCUCCCGGAUACGUAUACCUGCUUACGUGUACGGGGCCGGGGCAUGUGUGCGGGGCUCGAUAAUCGCGAUCUGACGUCGCAGACGCACGGAGUGGUCCGCGUUCACGUUUCACAUAAGAUUCGACAGACAUGACCGUCAAACUGAAGUUGAAAGACGUGAAGGACAAGCUGAAGGAGGACACCCUGGACCUCAGCUUGUGCGACUUGGAGGAAGUGCCUGUGCGAGAAAUCGCAUCUCUUAGAAAAGCCACAAAUGUCAAUUUAUCAACCAACCUUUUGGUUUCACUGCCGGCCACUUUUGUUACCUUGAAACAAAUUGUAAAAUUGGAUCUUAGCAGAAAUAUGUUGAUCGAACUUCCUGAAAAUUUUGGCGAGAUGACUCAAUUGAAACAUUUGGAUUUAUACGCUAAUAAGAUCAGCAGAUUACCUCUGAGCCUGAGUGAAUUAAAAAAUCUAAGGUGGUUGGAUUUGAAAGAAAACCCUUUGACCGAGGCUGUAGCCAGUGUUGCGGGACCAUGUAGUAAUAUGCGCGAGUGUCAGGCAUGCGCUCGUAAUAUUGUCACUUAUUUGUCCAAUGUUAAACUUGUCAUCGAGGAAGAGAGAUUACGUAGAUUAAAUAAUGUCACAGGCGAUGCAGACAAGGAGAUGCCAAGUACAAAGAAGGAGAACAAGAAGAAAAAGAGGAAGAAGGAUGUGGAAAGGGAGAAGAUGAACGGAAAUAAAACUGAUUCUCCAACACAGAGCGAAGGAUGCUUGCAGGACAAUAACGAUAGCGCAAGAUUAAUGGGAUCAUCAUCCAAUAAUGCGUCUACGCGUAAAUCGUACAAAUCGACAAGUACUGGGCUAUGCCGAUCUUUCACAUGUGUGAUCGUAUGGUUCUUCAUGAUUAGCUCGUUACUUACCAUAGCGAUGGUGAUGCUUUCAUGGCGUUAUGAGCAACAGACGGACACGUUUCUGCAAAAUGCGCAGACGUUAUCAGGGCUGCCGUUGAAGAAUUAUCAUCGACAGACUACAGAUUAUUUGCAGCGUAUAAUAAAGAUCGCGACUGUGCAGAUCAAAUCGAUUAUCGACAUUGCCAAUGAUUUCUACAGAACACAAUUCGAGAGUGGCACAAGCAAGGAGGGGAAAGAAUUAUAAAAUUGUUUGCCUAUUUCCAUUUAACUUUGGAAAUCGGUAAGAUUACAAAGCAUUUAAA